CAGGAACAGGAGACGCCACUGCAGCUGCCACAGAGCCACUGCUCUUUGUCCUUGUAAUUCCAAACGGCUUGCCGGGACCAGGAAAUAGGCAGCCACGGAACCAAGGGCCAGGCUGUGGUCUGGGAAGACGGACCAGAGGGGAUGACCAGGGUGCCCACUGGCCACUUCCCUCACCUUCCCGCCUCUGCCUGAACACUGAGCAAAGCCGCAUCCCUGCCCACCUUAAGCAGGUCCUAUUUCAAGGGAACCAAAGGGCAGGACCAGAGAGGAACUGCUCCCCAGCCUCCUCCACUGGCACAGGUCCGGGCUUCAGGAAGCAGGCGGGAGAAAAGCCUGCAAGAGGGAGUCCUCAGGGCAAGCACACAGGAGCAGAGAUCAAGUGAAAUAGUCUCACCGACAAAGAUGUCUUUGGAGGAGAUGAAAGAUCUUCACCUGGAGGAGAAAUACCUGCAACCGGAAACCAAGGAAGUGAACGGAAUUCUCAUGACCAAGAUGAUAAGCGAUAACUGGGACAAAAUCUGGAAUUUUCAAGCCAAGCCUGAUGACCUUCUCAUUGCAACCUACGCAAAAGCAGGCACCACCUGGACCCAGGAGAUCGUGGACAUGAUCCAGAACGACGGGGAUCUGCAGAAGUGCCAGCGGGCCAACACCUUUGACCGGCACCCUUUCAUCGAGUGGGCGCUCCCCCCACCCCUCAGCUCAGGUCUGGAUCUCGCCAACAAGAUGCCUUCUCCGAGGACUCUGAAGACGCACCUGCCUGUUCAGAUGCUCCCCCCUUCCUUCUGGAAAGAGAACGCAAAGAUCAUCUACGUGGCCAGGAAUGCCAAGGACUGCCUGGUAUCCUAUUACCAUUUCUCAAGAAUGAAUAAGAUGGUGCCAGACCCUGGCUCCUGGGAGGAGUAUGUCGAGACCUUCAAAGCUGGGAAAGUGCUGUGGGGCUCCUGGUACGACCACGUGAAGGGCUGGUGGCACGCCAAGGACCAGCAUCGCAUCCUCUACCUCUUCUACGAGGACAUGAAGGAGGAUCCAAGGCGGGAAAUUCGGAAGAUCCUAAAGUUCCUGGAGAAAGAGGUGUCGGAGGAAGUUCUGGACAAAAUCAUCCAUCACACGUCCUUUGAGGUCAUGAAGGAGAACCCGAUGGCCAACUAUACCACGCUGCCCACCAGCAUCAUGGACCACUCCAUCUCCCCCUUCAUGAGGCGAGGUGCACAAGGGAGGGAUGGAGAGAGGGAGCGAGGGAGGCCCACACGCUCAGAGGUUGGACAGGACUCCAGGCCCUUUCUGUUUCCCAGUCAUGCUUCCAGCUCCCGCACUCAUGCUGUCGGCAACACUCCCAACAGUGUCUGAGGAGCAGACCCCAUAAUCCGCCCUGUGCCAGCCCCUGGGUGCAUCCUCACCCAACCCUCUCCCCAGACUCACUGACAUUUCGCCUCCUUGCAGGAAUGCCUGGGGACUGGAAGAACUACUUCACGGUGGCUCAGAAUGAGGACUUUGACAAGGACUACGAGAGGAAGAUGGCUGGGAGCACCCUGACCUUCCGCACGGCCCUCUGAGUUUCCGGACCCAGCGAGGCCUCCUCACUGACUUUAGACAUGUGAGCCUCACCAUCAGGAUGCUGAAAACAAUGACUCCCUCCCUUUCGUCCUGACCUUUGCAUGCUGUCUGCAGAUCCCAUGUCCCAAGAUACACAAAAUACAAUCAAACGCUGAGUAGAAAGAAGUUUUAAGUUAAAUUGCUCAGUGGUUCACAGAGGCUCAGCCAUGUAAGGAGCUGGAGCAAAGUAAAUACACGACUUAAUCCCAACAUUAGAUCAUAGCACCUGGUGAGCCUCCCAGGGUCAAGGCUAGAGGAAAGAGAAAAAAGGUCCAGCCCAGAGCUUCAACACAAGAGAGAUGCAAAGAGAUGAGGAGUGGGCCCUGGAGAACGUGAGAGGGAUCAGGUCUUAUCCCCUGAGAUCCAGAGCGAGAGCCUGAGAGGGCCUCACUCACAGAGACUCCAAGCCUCAAGGCUCAGGGCCUGGAGGGGUGUGGGGAGUGGGGUCUGAGGCUCAGACUGAGACACAGAUGGUCCCAAGUCCAGGGACCAAACCAUAAGGAUCUCAGAGCAAAUAUAGGCCAGAAAACCAGGGAGGCUUUAUUGAUAAAUUCCAGGUAGACUUCUUGGAGAGAGGAAAUAAGCCCUGAAUUAGCCCAAGAGAAAUGAAAUAGAAGAGAACAGCCAGCACCAUGGGCACCUACCU
Molecule: messenger RNA, 2239 nt
Organism: Bubalus bubalis (water buffalo)
Lineage: Eukaryota; Metazoa; Chordata; Mammalia; Artiodactyla; Bovidae
Product: sulfotransferase 1C1
Exons: 7
Coding region: 403-1347 (314 amino acids)
Biological process (GO): sulfation
Cellular component (GO): cytoplasm
Molecular function (GO): sulfotransferase activity
Source: RefSeq, a predicted model, not a curated record